Molecule: messenger RNA, 774 nt
Organism: Penicillium angulare
Lineage: Eukaryota; Fungi; Ascomycota; Eurotiomycetes; Eurotiales; Aspergillaceae
Exons: 1
Coding region: 1-774 (257 amino acids)
Source: RefSeq, a predicted model, not a curated record
AUGAAGCAAACAUGCAAUGCUUUAUUUGUAUUGCUUGGCGCUUGGUACCUAGCCUUCCAAAUAACCGCUAUUUUCCAAUGUACGCCCGUGAAGUUCUUCUGGGAACGGAGCCUUCCAGGCGGGCAUUGUGUAGAUAGUGUCAAUUUCUACAUCGCCCUUGCAACAACAAACACAUUUACGGAUCUCGUCAUUCUCUUCCUGCCAAUGCCACUCGUAUGGCGACUACAAAUCUCUCGAAGCAAAAAGGUUUCCAUCUCGGCGGUAUUCCUCCUUGGCGGAUUCGUCUGUGCGAUCGCGCUCUAUCGCAUUACCACCCUACCACUCAUUGAUAAUAACGACAUAACUUAUUCCAACACAUAUGCUGGAAUAUGGACGUCGAUCGAAGGAAGUGUGGGCGUGAUUGUUGCAUGUCUACCAAGUCUGAUGCCCAUUUGGCAUCGAUUGAGAGGAAGAUCUGUUGGCUACGCACAGUAUUCGAGACAGUCGAAUCCAUACGCGACUAGCAGUAAAGGGUUACGUUCUACGCGGUCCACGGGUGGAGGCAGAUUCACAGAUGAUGAGGCGGAUCGGUUCGAUGUGUUCGCUAGCGGGAAAUGGCCAGUAGGGAGUCAGUCGCAGGAGAGAAUAGUUCAAACGGCUGUCGCGUAUGGCGAAGAAACGUAUCUCCCCACCGACGAGCGAAACGAUACAUCUCACAAUGCGAUCGGCGUUGUCACCGAAGUCCACCAACAGAUCGAACUCAGAGAUCUUGGUAAUGUGGAGCAGUUGAAAUAA